This is a messenger RNA of Aricia agestis (brown argus), 1286 nucleotides long. RefSeq names its product putative serine protease K12H4.7. Gene Ontology annotation, molecular function: serine-type exopeptidase activity; dipeptidyl-peptidase activity. The record is from RefSeq and is a predicted model, not a curated record. Gene Ontology annotation, biological process: proteolysis. Bases 16 to 1227 code for a protein of 403 amino acids. The transcript has a single exon. NCBI's taxonomy places the organism in Eukaryota, Metazoa, Arthropoda, Insecta, Lepidoptera, Lycaenidae.
ACGAGGCAGUGGCACAUGAGAUACUUCGUGAAUCUCGAGUUCUGGAAGAAGGGCGGCCCGGUGUUCGUGUUUCUGGGGGGAGAGGGACCGGCGUCGAAGAGGCUGCUGACGACGGGGAUAAUGUACGAGAUGGCGAGGGAGACCCGCGGGGCCAUGUACGCCACCGAGCACAGGUACUACGGUCGCAGCAAGCCCGUGCGCGGGACCGCUGCCGAGGACUUCCGCUUUCUGAGCGCCAGGCAGGCGCUUGCGGACGUGGCGCGACUGAUCAGGAGAAAGAGGGAGUACCCCCACUUCGCAGACUCGAAGUUCGUGGUCGUCGGCGGGUCGUACGCCGGCAACCUGGCGGCGUGGGCGCGCGCCCUCUACCCCGAGCUGGUGGACGCCGCCGUCGCCAGCAGCGGCCCGGUCCUCGCGAAGAAGGACUUCCGUGAGUACCUCGAGAAGGUCCGCGAAAACUACGAGCACUACGGGGGCGCCGGCUGCCUCGACCGCAUCCGGGCGGCCUUCGCGAGGUACGAGACGCUGCUGGGGAGCGCCGAUGGAAUCGAUCGUCUGAGGGAGGAGGAGGGCAUCUGCCCCGAGUGCGACAUGACCGUGCCCGAGAAUCAGCAGGUUUUCUUCAUCAGCAAAGCGUCGCCCUACAUGAUUGCCUCCCAGUACGGAACCGUCGGGAGCGUCGCGGAGCACUGCGCGGCUCCGGCCGGCAACUCCAGCCGCAGCUUCCCGAGGUCCGGGCGGAGCUGCUCCGACUACAGCUUCGCUGCGAUGAUCGAGGAGUACCGCGCGCCGGAGAACGACUGGGCGCUGGCCUGGACGUACCAGACGUGCACCGAGUUCGGCUACUUCCAGACCACCGCCUCCCCCGCGCAGCCGUUCAGGAACGUCCCGCUGAGUCUGUACGUGGAGAUCUGCGAGGCGCUUUUCGGGGCGGGGUUCGACGAGGCUCGCGUGGACGCGGGGGUGGAGGCGGCGAACGCGCUGUACGGCGGGCGGGCGCCGAACGUCAGCCGCGUCGUGUUCAGCAACGGGGAUAUGGAUCCAUGGAGCUCGCUAGGUGUGCUGGAGGACGUGUCGUAUGAGGCGCCGGCCGUGCUCGUCCCGCGCGCCUCGCACUGCCGGGACCUCUUCUCCGACGGGCCCGUCGACCACGAGGAGUUGAAGCAGGCGAGGAUGCACAUCAAGUACUUGAUAAAAACAUGGAUCGGCGCCGCCCCAUACGUAUAGCCGGUAUAAUUUAGCUCCAUGGAUUUUAUGCUUCAUGACAAUAAUAAAUACAUAUAUUU